Messenger RNA from Sinocyclocheilus anshuiensis, 5203 nucleotides. Its product is annotated as pleckstrin homology domain-containing family A member 5-like. Gene Ontology annotation, molecular function: phosphatidylinositol-3-phosphate binding; phosphatidylinositol-5-phosphate binding; phosphatidylinositol-4-phosphate binding. The record is from RefSeq and is a predicted model, not a curated record. NCBI's taxonomy places the organism in Eukaryota, Metazoa, Chordata, Actinopteri, Cypriniformes, Cyprinidae. The transcript is spliced from 28 exons. Bases 238 to 4356 code for a protein of 1372 amino acids. Gene Ontology annotation, cellular component: cytosol.
CAGCCACCUUAUGUAAUCUGGGAAUCUGCUCGCUCAAAGAAACUGUUCCCAGCGGUCAAAACAGAGACUUUGUGUUGCACAGGCUUGUGUUGAAUUAUACAUUCGACGUGCACAUUAGCGGACAGAUAUUCUGAGAAUCCUGCAAAGCACACCGAAUGUGACCCGACUACAGAGCCUGAAUCACAGCGUUUUGACCCAGAGAGAUGAGUGCUGGCGUAGGCGUAGAGGAGCGAGCGGAUGGAAGGAGACGCCGCUCAUCCACCCACGGACAGACCUGCUGCUCACCACAGGCUCCACAGCAGAGCAGCGGGAGGCCGAGGUUCACUGCAGGAAAAUGAGCCAGUGCGCUUAAUAGAAAGAGAACAGGAUUGCUGCGUGCAUCGAGCGAUGCAGAGUCACAAUGAGAGAAAGGUGACCUGCAAGCAUCCCGUCACAGGCGUUCCUUCGCAAGACAACUGCAUCUUUGUCGUCAACGAACACCUGAAUUGUGGGAAACUUGUCCAUCCUGUUUUCAACAGACCAGCGACCAAAGCACCAGCGGCCGAGAAGAAAGAACGUCCAACCAGCACCAUGAGCGAAGCAUCGAACUACACGGGCGGCUCAGACUAUACCACACAUCCCAGCAGUCCCACAACCAGACUGUCCAGGUCCUCAAAGAAAAUCCACAACUUUGGGAAGAGGUCCAACUCCAUCAAGAGGAACCCCAAUGCCCCGGUGGUAAAGAACGGCUGGCUUUACAAACAGGACAGUACCGGGAUGAAGCUGUGGAAGAAGAGAUGGUUCGUUCUGUCUGACAUGUGCCUCUUCUACUACAGAGAUGAGAAAGAAGAGGGCAUCUUGGGAAGUAUCCUCCUGCCCAGCUUCCACAUCACCAUGCUGUCUGUGGACGACCACGUAAGCAGGAAAUACGCCUUCAAGGCGACGCAUCCAAACAUGCGAACGUACUAUUUCAGCACUGACACAGCCAAAGAUAUGGAGUCCUGGAUGAAAGUUAUGACGGACGCGGCAUUGGUCCACUCUGAGCCAAUCAGAAGGCUUGAGAAGGUAAAGAUUGACUCCUGCAGCCCUCAGGAGAUGAACAACAUGCUGAAUCACAGAGUCCUGACCCGACCCGAGAUCCAAAACAACGAGAGAAACCGUGAGACGCUCCGCCAGGAGGAGAAAAAGCAGAAAGAGAAAGAUGGCAGGGUUAGCGUGCAGAAAGACGGAGAGCGAUACACCCUCCAGAGAAACGAGGACAACUACGCUCUGCACAAAGACGCUCAAAGACUCGCUCUGCAGAAGGACGGAGACCGAUGCAUGCUGCAGAAGGAUGCGGAGAAAUACGUCCUGCAGAAAGACGGAGAGAAAUACGCCGUCCACAAAGACGGAGAGAAGUACCUGCUGCAGAAGGAUGGCCAGAAAUACACAUUACACAAAGAUGGAGACAAGUACACUCUUCAGAGGGAAGGCGAAAAAUACGCUCUGCCCAAAGAUGGCGAGAAGAUCUUGCAAAAAGAUGCAAGGUACCCUCUUGGAGACAGACAUAAGCAGCAGAAAGACCCGGAGAAACCCGUCCCGCCGCCGCGGGAGGCCGAGAAGUAUGGCUUCCAGAAAGAGGGCGCUGUGGAGCGGCCGCUCACCAAGAUCAACAGCAUCAAACUUCAGCCGGCCCAAGCGGCGGCCAUCAGUGCAGCCAUCUCGUCCUCCAGACAGCUCCAGAGCGCAGCGGGAUCCAGCCAGUACAAGCCACCCCAGGUCAACGGUUCUGGGGAACGAGGAGGAGACCGAAGCCCUGGAGACAUGAGCAACACGAUGCCCCAGAGGAUGAUGGUGCUGCCACAGCCGGCAGAACCAGAGCGAACCCUGAGCAGAACCGACUCCAUGCAGCAGCUGGAGCAGUGGGUUCGUACGCACCGCACACGGGCCCCAGACGACGACACCAGGAGCAUUACGUCCUACCAAACGUUACCGAGGAACAUGCCGAGCCACCGUGCGCAGAUGGUCCCGCGCUAUCCCGAGGGCUACCGGACGCUCCCGCGUAACAUGCUGCGGCCGGACAGCAUCUGCAGCGUGGCGGGGUCGAUGUACGACCGGGCGCUGCAGCCUCCGACUGCAGAGAAGCGGCACUCCAUACGGGACGACACCAUGUGGCAACUGUACGAGUGGCAGCAGAGGCAGGCACACAGCCGGAUCGGAUACGGGACGCUGCCCAGCCCCAAAACCAUGGGCCAGCUCGCCGAGUCCAUCCCCACGUCUCCUUCCCACGGAUCUCUGGCCGGUUACCACACCUUCUCUCCUAAUCGGCCCCUCAACCCGGAUUCCCGCUCUGAAGUUUCCUCGCCGGUGUUUCGUGGGGACAUGAUGAUUGAGCGCCGCCACCGGCCGCACCUCUCUAAGUUUUCCUAUCCUGCCGAGCGCAGGCCAGUUCCUCCCGCACAGAGCAUCACCGCACAGUCUCUGCAAGGCAAAACGCCAGAGGAACUGACCCUGCUGCUCAUCAAACUCCGGCGGCAGCAGGCCGAGCUCAACAGCCUCCGUGAGCACACGCUCGCACAGCUGAUGCAGCUAAACCUCGAUGCCGCCAACCCAAAGAGUGAAAUCCUUUCCCAUCACCUACAGAGGAAUCUCGUGUACUUGGACAGCCAGAUGAAGGAGAAUGAGCCAAUAAUCUUCAUGAUUCACACUAUGAUUGAGAACUCGGCGCCAAGGCCGCAACUGUACCAGCAACAGAUGAGUCCUGAAGAGUACAGAGAAAACACCUACUCAUUCAGACCCGAGGAGCUGGACAUUGAUACGAAGUUAAGUCGACUGUGUGAGCAGGAUAAAGUAGUGAGAGCUCAAGAAGAAAAACUGCAGCAGCUCCACAGAGAAAAGCACACGCUGGAGACGGCCCUACUGUCAGCCAGUCAGGAGAUCGAGAUGAGCGCUGAAAACCCUGUGGUGGUGCAGAGCGUCAUCCAGCAGCGGGACGUCCUGCAGAGCGGCCUGCUCAGCACCUGCAGAGAGCUGUCGCGCGUCAACACUGAGCUGGAGCGGAGCUGGAGAGAGUACGAUCGACUGGAGGCAGACGUCAACAUGGCCAAAACGAACCUGCUGGAGCAGCUCGAGGCCCUCGGGAGCCCACAGACGGAGCCGCCCAGCCAAAAACACGUUCAGAUCCAGAAGGAGUUGUGGAGGAUUCAGGAUGUGAUGGAGGCGCUGAAUAAGAACAAACCUAAGAGAAACGCAGAACCCAGUUUUCCUGGUGUAAACCCCCUGUCAAACCUGCAUAAAAGUGAAGAGUCAGACUCAGUGCCUCCGCGUCCUCCUCUCCCGUGCUCUUAUGAGGGGGGAGACCGGCCCCCUCACGCGCCUCGCACCACCCCUCACCGGCCCGAGGACCGCAAGGCCGCCCAGCGCAACGGCGCCCACAGCGGGCCCGAUUACAGACUGUAUAAGAGCGAGCCGGAGCUCACCACAGUAGCUGAGGUCGACGAGAGCAACAGCGAAGACAAAUCUGAGCAGACGGCAGAGAAAGAGCCACCCGGCGUCACCAAAGGUGUAGUUUACCCCGUCGGAGUGGUCAAUCCCAGGACUAAAUCACCCAUGCCUGAAUCCUCCACCAUCGCCUCUUAUGUCACCUUGAGGAAGAGCAAGAAACCUGAUCCCAGAACAUCCCAGCCGCAGGACCGUCCGCGCAGUGCGGUGGAGCACAUGAGCAGCGCUAUAGAGGUGGGCCGAACACGCAUGAGCGUGGAGGAGCAGAUGGAGCGAAUCAGGAGGCACCAGCAGGGGGCGAUACGUGAACGAAGGAGAGAGGACGGAUCGCUGUCCCGCAGCCUCUCCUUCACUAAAGACAACCCCUACUACACCCUACAGACACGUAAGAAGAGCCCGGUGAUCUCUCCGGAUGAGCUGACGACCAAACCGACUGAAGCGGAAGAAAACUGCAAGAAUACUGAAGAUCUGAAAUCUGGAAAUGCCAACCUGGAGAACAAGGAGAAAGCGCCCUUGUCCCGAUCGGCCUCCAUUAAAGAGUCUCUUCUGAAGAGCGCGAGUCCAAAACCAGUGCUGAACGAGGACCAAUCAGAGCCCAGAUGUGUGAGUCCGCUGGAGUACCGCAGGACUCUGGCCACUCAGAACAGCUUACAGACGGCCGUCAUGGUGCGCGUGGGCACUGAGGAAGACGAGGAGGAGGAGAAGCCCCCCAGUCAAGAGCAGGACGUCUCUUAUGAGCUGACCAACAGCAAACACGGCACGCUGAUGUCAGCAGCCCCUCCACCGACAUCAGUGAAGCAUGUGAGAGGACGUCCCGCCGUGAGCCACACACAUCAUCAGACAGACAGGAAGUGCCACCCAUCAGCUGACCGCCACACAGCGACGUCCAGGCCUUAGUUCAGCCUUAGUUCAAACGAUUCAUUUAUAGUGAUUAUUAUUUAUAUUCCUAUUGUUCUCUUGAGUUUUCCUGAAGCAUCUGUAGAUCCCAGAGUUGAGUUGAGUUGUGUUUGAUUGGGUGUGCAGACGCGUCUGAGGUGCUAUCAAUCCCUCGCUGAUGUACAUUACAGCACCCAGACUCACUGUCAACAGGAAGUGGAGCGUAAAGCCCAUAAACCCGCUUGUUUUAUUCAGACUGCCGAGGGUUGCGUUCAUCAUUUGCUUGUUUUUAUAUGGAUUUUAAUCAAUCGCUCCCAGUUUUAUCUUGGUGUUGGUCGAUGGGAUUUUUAGUACUCAUAUCUUUUGCACUGUACGACACCCACGAUCGUUUCUUUUUUGAUAUCAGACGAUUUAUGUAUAAACAAUGUACAACUAUGAACAUUCAAUAAGGUGGCACCAUACUGCUGCCGAUGGACAGGGUUUGUAAAUGAUCUGUAUGUUGGAUAGUCCGCAAUAGCCCACCACACUGUUUCCCGACACACUCAUGAAUGUUCCAGCUUAUGUUUUAUUUUUCUAUGGCUAAGAUAUAUUUAACUAGAGAGAUGAGUACAGAGUAUUAGAGUUUUAAGAAACGUAUUCCAGAGGUUGGCUGUAGUUUGAGGAGAACAGCACACGAGGAGCAAGCGUUUAAAACAGUUGAUAAAGCAAUAAGCAGGGUUUGGUGUUCAACUUUGAUGUAUAAACUGUAAAGUUCAUGAUGUAUAUACCGUACACCAUACAAUGAGCAGAGCAGAGUUCAUGCAAUAUGCAAAUGUUCAUAUUUCAUCUGUUUUAUAUCGUGAAAUAAAUGUUGAUGUUCUUAUAUAUA